AUGCCCAUUCCAAAUGAGGACAAGUGGAAAAGUUUGGCGAAAAGAUUUGGAGAUUUGUGGGAUUAUCCAUUUGCUAUAGGCAGUCUUGAUGGUAAACACGUGGCAUUGGUUAACCCGAUGAACAGCGAAUCACUUUUCUACAAUUACAAAGGGUAUCCCAGUAUUGUGCUUUUGGCACUCAGUGAUGCUGAUUCGUGUUUUACAUUAGUAGACUGUGGACAGUACGGACGAGUGAGUGAUGCAGGUGUAUUCCAGGCCUCAAGAAUAAGCCAGCUUCUUGACCAGGAGAGGUUGAACAUACCGGAUGAGUCUUUCAUGGUCAGUACCACAGAGAAACGGAUACCGUUUCAGGUUGUUGGAGAUGAAGCCUUUCCAUUGAAAAAAAAACCUCAUGAAGCCAUAUGCAGCCAGAACGCUUGA
Molecule: messenger RNA, 420 nt
Organism: Liolophura sinensis
Lineage: Eukaryota; Metazoa; Mollusca; Polyplacophora; Chitonida; Chitonidae
Exons: 1
Coding region: 1-420 (139 amino acids)
Source: RefSeq, a predicted model, not a curated record